UCUCAGCGUGAAUUUACAAAGAUGCGCAUUUUGUGUUUACAGUGAGCAAGGAAGAGACGUUGGAGCAAGGCUUUGCCGAGAGACCUUGCCUCGAAGUAAAUUUUUCUGCAGUAUGGAAUCAGAGGACGAAGGAGGAAGUCCCGCUGCUGCUAGGCCCGACUCGGAUAAUGAGUCAGUUAAAUCUGCUGCAUCACGGACGUCUAGGGCGUCUCGGGCAUCUAGGGCCUCAAGGGCAUCACGAGCCUCAUCAAGAGCCUCACGCAGAUCGAGUGCCAGUAGCCGUGGAAACAACACUGACGAUGAAGCUGAUCAAAGAUCUGGUGGAGGAAGUGACAGUGAGGUAGAAGAGAGGCGCUCUGUUAUGGAUAGCGAUGAUGAGGAAGCGAGUCCAGGAAAGAAUGGUCCCAAGUCUCCAGCAGGAAGUGAUGACCAGAAACAGCAAAUUACUAAUGAAGUCUUUGGCGGCUCAGACUCCGAAGGAGAGGGUGGAAAGAAAGGGGGAAGUCGUUCGCGUAGUAGGUCACGUUCACGUAGCAAGUCUGGAAGCAGAGCUGGCAGUGGCUCCCGCAGCCGAUCUCGCUCUGGUUCUCGGAGCAAGUCAGGAAGUCGUGCUAGUAGUAGAUCCCGUUCCCGUAGUAAGUCUGGAAGCAGAGCUGGCAGUGGCUCAAGAAGCCGAUCUCGAUCACGGAGUAAAUCGGGAAGUCGAGCAGGCAGUAGGUCCCGUAGUAGGUCUCGCAGUAAAUCAAGAAGUGGCUCAAGAAGUAGGUCAAGAUCGGGAAGUAGAGCUGCUAGUGGUUCUAGGUCUCGUUCUCGUAGUAAGUCGGGCAGUCGGUCUGGCAGUGGCUCGCCCGCAAAAAGGAAAUCAAAGAGCAGAUCCCGAUCAGGAAGUAGGUCACGCUCCAGAAGCAAGUCAGGAAGUGCAUCAAGGUCUAGAAGCAGGUCACGAUCAAAGUCUAGAAGCAGGUCACGAUCAAAGUCCAGAAGCAAGUCCGGCAGUCGGUCUCGAUCACGCUCCAGAGGCAAGUCUGGAAGCAGAUCCCGAUCCAGGAGCAAAUCUGGAAGCUCGCGCUCACGCUCACGAUCACGAUCACGAUCACGAUCAAGAGGAAAAUCUGGAAGCAGGUCGAGAUCAAGAAGCAAGUCUGGAAGUAGGUCCAGGUCAGGGUCAAGAGCCAAGUCAGGCAGCAGAUCAAGGUCACGAUCAAGAUCAAGAAGUAAAUCAGGAAGCCGGUCACGAUCAAGGAGCAGGGCAAGAAGUGGCAGCAGCCGUUCUAGAUCGAGAUCAGGAAGUGGGUCCGAUACAGGAUCCCCCAAAAAGCGCAGGAGGGUGCUAUCAGAUUCUGAUUCUGACUCAGGGUCUGAGAAAGGGAGGCGAAAGAAAGUCAAACGCAAGAGGAAGACGAGUGGCAGUGGGAGUGGCAGCGGAGCAGGAAGUGACUCUGACGACGAUGCUCCAAAAUCUAGCAAAAAGCCUAAAGCAAAGAAGAAGAAUGUGCUUAGUGGCAGUGACAGUGACUCAGGCCCAGAUGAUAAGAACGUUGCAAAGAAGGCUAAGGUGAAUGAAAACGAUGAAGGCGGCAGUAGAUCAGGGAGCCCAGCACCCAACAGAGAGCCAGAAAGUGAACAGAAUACUGAGCAGGCAUUGCCCCAGCUGUCAGACAGUGAAGAUGAAGCCAUUCGGAAUCAGCUGAGAAACCACGAGGAAGAGUUCGUCAAUGAUUUCGAAGCCAUGUUGGCCAAGAAGAAGGAAGAGGCAGGAAGGCACAGGAGAAGAAAGAAUAACGUAGACAUUAUUAACGACAAUGAGGAACACAUAGCCAUUAUUGUUCGGAAAAUGCGAGAAGCAGCUGAUGAGGACCGGCAGCUCAAUGCCAGGCGGCAACCAGCAACCAAAAAGUCUGCAAUGUUGGAUCUUGCCAUGAGCCAAAUCAAUAAAACGAACCUGAUUGAAGGCUUUUUAGAUGCCAAUGUGCUUUCAGCCCUGACAGACUGGUUGGCUCCUAUGCCUGACCGAUCCCUUCCUGCUGUGAAGAUCAGAGAGGCUGUCACUAAGUGGUUGCUAUCGUUACCACCUCUAUCACAAGAUAUGUUGAAGACUUCAGGCAUUGGGAAAGCCAUUAUGUAUCUGUAUAAGCACCCUAAAGAACUGAAGACAAUCAGGAGUCGGUGCGGAAGACUCAUAUCCAUGUGGUCACGCCCAAUAUUCAACGUCUCAGAUGAUUUCAAAU
Messenger RNA from Penaeus vannamei (Pacific white shrimp), 2228 nucleotides. Lineage: Eukaryota; Metazoa; Arthropoda; Malacostraca; Decapoda; Penaeidae. The record is from RefSeq and is a predicted model, not a curated record.